Anoplophora glabripennis (Asian longhorned beetle) is the source of this 397-nucleotide messenger RNA. RefSeq names its product 60S ribosomal protein L37 (gene RpL37a). Gene Ontology annotation, cellular component: cytosolic large ribosomal subunit; ribosome. NCBI's taxonomy places the organism in Eukaryota, Metazoa, Arthropoda, Insecta, Coleoptera, Cerambycidae. The coding region runs from base 84 to 353 and encodes 89 amino acids. Gene Ontology annotation, biological process: translation. The record is from RefSeq and is a predicted model, not a curated record. The transcript has 3 exons. Gene Ontology annotation, molecular function: RNA binding; structural constituent of ribosome.
CUAAUUGACAGAAUCGAGGAUCUCUGUGUACUGGUCGGUAAAGUCGCUAUCAUUUUUCUUCUAUUUGUUGUUGCAGGGCCAAGAUGACGAAGGGUACGUCAAGUUUUGGUAAACGUCGUAAUAAGACCCAUACCCUUUGCAGACGGUGUGGUAGGUCUUCGUACCAUAUUCAGAAGUCACAGUGUGCCCAAUGUGGAUAUCCUUCAGCCAAGUUACGUUCAUACAAUUGGUCAGUUAAGGCCAAAAGGAGGAAGACCACUGGAACUGGUCGUCUCCGCCAUUUAAAAAUUGUACGUAGACGUUUCCGUAACGGUUUCCGUGAGGGUGGUAAGCCCAUAAAGAAAUCCUCGUAGAUGUAAUCUAUUUGUAACCAAUAAAUUUGUUUAAAAAAUCAAAA